This is a messenger RNA of Kickxella alabastrina, 545 nucleotides long. RefSeq names its product microsomal signal peptidase 12 kDa subunit-domain-containing protein. The transcript has a single exon. Lineage: Eukaryota; Fungi; Kickxellomycota; Kickxellomycetes; Kickxellales; Kickxellaceae. Gene Ontology annotation, biological process: protein targeting to ER. Bases 102 to 458 code for a protein of 118 amino acids. The record is from RefSeq and is a predicted model, not a curated record. Gene Ontology annotation, cellular component: signal peptidase complex; endoplasmic reticulum membrane.
CUCUCAGCUCCAAUCAGCAUUCCGACACUCAUUUGCGUUCUUCAUUUUUUAUUUUUGGCCUCCCCGAUUCUACUCUUACAUUUAAACAUUUCACAGCAAGCAUGGCCCUUCUCACGUCAAUGUACGAAAGCGGCAGGAUAGACUUUAAGGGUCAGGAGUUGGUGAGCAAAUUGGCCACGUUCCUCAUCGUCGGCUCUGCUCUCGCAGCAGUGAUAAUCGGGUACUCGCAGCACGCGCUCAGCCUGUGCUUCUACACAUACGUGGCGGGCGUCGCACUGACAUACAUUGUUGUGCUGCCGGCAUGGCCGUUCUACAAGCGGAAUCCGGUCAAGUGGCUGCCGCGCAAGCAGGCUGUUGCUGGAAAUAAUACAGCGCCAGCGCUUGUCGAUAGUCCCAAUCAGCCGACGUCACGCAAGACGCUCGUCGAGGACGUGUCAGACGAUGAAAUGGACAAUUAGGAGGGAUAACUGAGUUGAUUUAUCUUUUUUUCAUUCUUGUGUUGGUCAAAGUGGCGCUUUAAUUAAUAUUAUCAUUGUUGAAAAAUA